CGGUAGCAAAAACGGCUCUGUCGUUUUCGGGGCCCCUUGAGGGGGUGGGGUCCUGGCGGGGGCGGGGGUUGGCCGUGCUGUGCCCAGCGCCCCCGCCUCGCAGCCGGGGAGCAUGGCGUGCGCGGCGCCCGUGGACGAGCGCGCCUGGUUUGCCCGCGCGGCGGCUGCUGCCCGCGAGGCCUCGGGGGCCGCGUCGGCCUGCGAGCUGCGGCCGCUGGCGUUCUUCGUCGCGUGGGGCGGCGUCCUCACGCUCGUCUACGAGGGCUUCCCCGAGCCGCUCGUCGCGCUGAAGGGCGCGCUGGAGGCCGGCGAUCUGCCCCUGCGCAAGGAUCGGGAAGUGGCCGAAGACCACGCUUGGGGCCCUCGCGGACGGCGUCCCCGCGCUGACCUUGGAGCAGCUGGCGUCGCUGCGCGCCCUGUGCCUGGAGCACGGUGCGCCCUUCCAGCACGACGACGCCGAAUUAGACUCGGCGCCGCGCACAGGGGGGGUUCAGAGGAGGAACAUAAUGGCUCGACGACGCCGCACAAGAAUCUGUUCCGCGCACAUCCAAUUUGGUCCCUGCCUUGGCCUCGUCUUCGCCGAGGCCGCACCCGUGGGCACAGGGCUCCGUCCGGCGAUGUUCGCUGCCCGUCCGCCCUCUGCGCGCAGCCCGGCAGACUGCAGGGUGGCCGUCCGCGAGCUGGCCGCGGUGCGCUACCGGCGGCGUGGCCUGGAGCCUCCGGUGGAGGACCGCGUGGCCGUCCCGCUCGGAGCCGCGGCGCCGCCGGACGGCACCGGCGCCAGCGCGCCGGGUGCGCAGGCUCCCCCCGCCGAGGAAGCGGCGCGGGUGCGCGGGGUCCUGGCCGGGUGGGGCGACCUCGAGGCGUACCUGCCCCUCGUGAACCAGCCCGGCUCGCGGAUCGGCUCCUACCGGGACGGCUCCCCCUCCGGCGCCUGCCUGGUCGCUUUCCUGGGCGCUGGCCCCCCACUGCGCGAGGUCCACGGCCAGAUUUAGUCACUACCACCGCUAAUGUGGGGAGGAGGCGGAUGACCUUCCAGGCCUCGACGGCUUCAACGCUGUUUGCCGGGAUGCCCGCGGCGCGCUACGGUGUGCUGCGCCUGCAGGGGGGGCGGUGCGAGGCAACGAGAACCGCGCCUUGCGCAGCUACAGAGCUCUCAGUCACACCAAUUGGUCCAG
Molecule: messenger RNA, 1178 nt
Organism: Prorocentrum cordatum
Lineage: Eukaryota; Dinophyceae; Prorocentrales; Prorocentraceae
Source: the annotation of a GenBank genome assembly